This is a messenger RNA of Cololabis saira (Pacific saury), 1954 nucleotides long. Its product is annotated as zinc finger protein 239-like. The record is from RefSeq and is a predicted model, not a curated record. The coding region runs from base 71 to 1081 and encodes 336 amino acids. NCBI's taxonomy places the organism in Eukaryota, Metazoa, Chordata, Actinopteri, Beloniformes, Belonidae. The transcript is spliced from 3 exons.
UGGAUGUUUCCGGAACCAGAACUUCGAGCAGAAAAUAAUCUGCUGAAUUUAUCCUAAAAUAUCCACAACGAUGGAGCAGAACCGGGCCGAGGAGGAGAACCGGGACCGGGACCAGCAGGAUCAGCAGGAUGUGGACCAGAACCAGAACCAGGACCAGGACCAGGACCAGGAGAGUCCCGGGACCAGAACCAGGACCAGGGCGGGUUCUUCCUCUGCGGGUCUGCAGGUACCGGCUCAGGUACCGGCUCAGAAACACGAGGGCAAACGGAGACCGAGGAGUUUCCAGUGUGACCAGUGUGAGAAAGUCCUGAGCACUUCGGCCAGCUUGAAGAUCCACCGGAGGAUUCACACGGGCGAUAAACCGUACGGCUGCGACCGGUGCGGCGCCGCCUUCGCCCAGCAGAGCAACCUGCGCAGUCACCAACGCAUCCACACGGGGAAGAAACCGUUCAGCUGCGACCGGUGCGGGGCGGCGUUCACCCAGCAGGGUCAUCUCCGGAGACACCAGCUCAUUCACACGGGCGAUAAGCCGUACAGAUGUGACCGGUGCGCGUCAGCGUUCACCCGCUACGGCGACCUCAAGGCUCACAAGCGCAUCCACACCGGGGAGAAGCCGUACAUCUGCGACCAGUGCGGGGCGGCGUUCACCCAGCAGGGUCACCUGAAGGUUCACCAGCACACCCACACCGGGAGGAAACCCUACAAAUGUGCGGAGUGCGGGGCGGCGUUCGCCCAGCAGGGCGGCCUGACGGCGCACCAGCGCACGCACACCGGGGAGAAGCCGUACCGCUGCAACCAGUGCCACGCCGCCUUCUCGCAGUCGGGCGGCCUGAAGACGCACCAGCGCACGCACACCGGGGACAAACCGUACCGCUGCGACCUGUGCGGCGCGGCGUUCAAAACCUCCGGCUACCUCAGGAUUCACCGCAACAUUCACCGGAGGGAGAAGGUGUUUGUGUGUGAGCGGUGCGGAGCCGUUUUCACCAGCGCUCACGGGUUAAAGAAGCACACGAGUAGCCACGCUGGCGGGAAAGAAACAGUUCUGACGUCCAGAUCCCCCGCCGGAAAGAAACAGUUCUGACGUCCAGAUCCCCUGCUGGAAAGAAACAGUUCUGACGUCCAGAUCCCACCAGGAAAGAAACAGUUCUGACGUCCAGAUCCCCCGCCGGAAAGAAAUAGUUCUGACGUCCAGAUCCCACCAGGAAAGAAACAGUUCUGACGUCCAGAUCCCCCGCUGGAAAGAAACAGUUCUGAUGUCCAGAUCCCACCAGGAAAGAAACAGUUCUGACGUCCAGAUCCCACCAGGAAAGAAACAGUUCUGACGUCCAGAUCCCACCAGGAAAGAAACAGUUCUGACGUCCAGAUCCCCCGCUGGAAAGAAAUAGUUCUGACGUCCAGAUCCCCCGCUGGAAAGAAAUAGUUCUGGCGUCCAGAUCCCACCAGGAAAGAAAUACCGUAUUGGUCCGAAUAUAAGACAACCCUGAUUAUAAGACGACCCUCUUUUUCAAGACUCAAGUUUGAAAAAAGACUUUUUGAACACCAAAUUCAAUUUUUAUACAGAAAAUAAUUGCAGUACAUCUGAAACAAAUGAUUAUAACAAUAUAUUCGAGAGAAUUUCCCAGCAUUAUGUUGUUUUGGUUCCACCUCCUGGUGAAUGUUGGUCAAAUUCUUAUGUGGUUACUUUUUGACUUUUUUCACAAUAUUUUGACUUUUUUCUCGACAUUUUGACUUUUUUCACAAAAUUUUGACUUUUUUCUUGACAUUUAAACUUUUUUCUCGACAUUUUGACAUUUUUUCUCGACAUUUCGACUUUUUUCACAAAAUUUAGACUUUUUUUCUCGACAUUUCGACUUUUUUCACAAAAUCUUGACUUUUUUCUCGACAUUUCGACUUUUUUCACAAAAUUUUGACUUUUUCUCGACAUUUAGAUUUUUUUCACAAAAUUUUGACUUUU